AGUGUACACUGCAGGGAAGGACCUACCCUGCAAGGUUUGAACACCACGCCACCAACUGAAGCUACCUUAAGGAACCCGGUGAUGCUGCCCAGGCUGUGAACAAGGGGGCAGCACUGUGGGGGCUGCCAGCAGCCGGGGCUGGGAGAGACAUGUGGACACGUAGCCCCUAUGGCUCCCGCCUACCAGAUCCUCCGCUGGGCCGUUGCCCUGGGGCUGGGCCUCACAUUCAAAUUCACACAGGCCUUUCGAUCUCAAGAUGAGUUCCUGUCCAGCCUGGAGAGCUAUGAGAUCGCCUUCCCCACCCGUGUGGACCACAACGGGGCACUGCUGGCUUUCUCUCCCCCUGCCCAACCGAGGCAGCGCCGGGGCACGGGAGCCGCAGCUGAGUCCCGCCUCUUCUACAAGGUGGCCGCACCCAGCACCCACUUCCUGCUGAAUCUGACCCACAGCCCCCGUCUGCUGGCAGGGCACGUCUCUGUGGAGUACUGGACCCGGGAGGGCCUGGCCUGGCAGAGGGCUGCCCGGGCCCACUGCCUCUAUGCCGGCCACCUACAAGGCCAGGCCAGCAGCUCCCAUGUGGCCAUCAGCACCUGUGGGGGCCUGCAUGGCCUGAUUGUGGCAGAUGAGGAGGAAUACCUAAUCGAGCCCCUGCGAGGGGGUGCCAAGGGGGCCCGGGGACCAGAGGAAAGCGGCCCGCAUGUGGUAUACAAACGUUCUUCCCUGCGCCACCCCCAUCUGGACACAGCCUGUGGAGUGAGAGAUGAGAAAGCAUGGAAAGGUCGGCCAUGGUGGCUGCGCACCCUGAAGCCACCGCCCGCCCGGCCCCUGGGGAAUGAAACGGAGCGAGGCCAGCCGGGCCUGAAGCGCUCAGUCAGCCGAGAGCGCUACGUGGAGACCCUCGUCGUGGCCGACAAGAUGGUGGUAGCCUACCAUGGCCGCCGAGACGUGGAACAGUACGUGCUGGCCAUCAUGAACAUUGUUGCUAAACUUUUCCAGGACUCAAGUCUGGGCAGCAUCGUUAACAUCCUGGUAACUCGCCUCAUUCUGCUCACUGAGGACCAGCCCACCCUAGACAUCACCCACCACGCUGGGAAGUCCCUCGACAGCUUCUGCAAGUGGCAGAAGUCCAUUGUGAACCACAGUGGCCACGGCAAUGCCAUUCCAGAGAACGGCAUGGCCAACCACGACACGGCAGUGCUGAUCACGCGCUAUGACAUCUGCAUCUAUAAGAGCAAACCGUGCGGCACAUUAGGCCUGGCCCCCGUGGGUGGGAUGUGCGAACGGGAAAGGAGCUGCAGUAUCAAUGAGGACAUCGGCCUGGCCACCGCCUUCACCAUUGCUCACGAGAUCGGGCACACAUUCGGCAUGAACCACGACGGUGUGGGGAACAGCUGCGGCGCCAGGGGCCAAGAUCCAGCAAAGCUCAUGGCUGCCCACAUUACCAUGAAAACCAACCCAUUCGUGUGGUCGUCCUGCAGCCGGGACUAUAUCACCAGCUUCCUGGAUUCGGGCCUGGGGCUCUGCUUGAACAACCGCCCCCCCAGACAGGACUUCGUGUACCCAACCGUGGCCCCCGGCCAAGCCUAUGAUGCCGACGAGCAAUGUCGGUUCCAGCACGGAGUCAAAUCGCGUCAGUGUAAAUACGGGGAGGUCUGCAGCGAGCUUUGGUGUCUCAGCAAGAGCAACCGGUGCAUCACCAACAGCAUCCCGGCCGCCGAAGGCACGCUGUGCCAGACGCACACCAUCGACAAGGGGUGGUGCUACAAGCGGGUGUGUGUCCCGUUCGGAUCGCGACCAGAGGGCGUAGACGGGGCCUGGGGCCCCUGGGCCCCGUGGGGUGACUGCAGCAGGACGUGCGGCGGCGGUGUGUCCACGUCCAGCCGCCACUGUGACAGCCCCAGGCCAACCAUCGGGGGCAAGUACUGUCUAGGGGAGAGGCGGCGCCACCGCUCCUGCAACACCGAGGACUGUCCUCCUGGCUCCCAGGAUUUCAGGGAAAUGCAGUGUUCUGAGUUUGACAGUAUCCCUUUCCGUGGAAAAUUCUACACAUGGAAGACAUACCGAGGGGGGGGCGUGAAGGCCUGUUCCCUGACUUGCCUAGCAGAGGGUUUCAACUUUUACACGGAGAGAGCGGCGGCCGUGGUGGACGGGACACCCUGCCGCCCGGACACGGUGGACAUUUGUGUCAGCGGUGAGUGCAAGCACGUGGGCUGUGACCGAGUCCUGGGCUCUGACCUGAGGGAGGACAAGUGCCGAGUAUGUGGAGGUGACGGCAGUUCCUGCGAGACCAUCGAGGGCGUCUUCAGCCCAGCCUUGCCUGGGGCAGGGUAUGAGGAUGUCGUCUGGAUCCCCAAAGGGUCAGUCCACAUUUUCCUCCUGGACCUGAACCUGUCCCUCAGUCACCUGGCUCUAAAGGGAGACCAGGAGUCCCUGUUGCUGGAGGGCCUGCCGGGGACCCCCCAGCCUCAUCGCCUGCCCCUAGCCGGAACCACUUUUCACUUGCGUCAGGGACCAGACCAGGCCCAGAGCCUUGAAGCCCUGGGACCCAUUAAUGCGUCACUUGUUGUCAUGGUGCUGGCUCGGAAAGAGCUUCCUGCCCUUCGCUACCGCUUCAACGCGCCCAUCGCCCGGGAUACCCUGCCCCCCUACUCUUGGCACUACGCGCCCUGGACCAAGUGCUCAGCCCAGUGUGCAGGCGGCAGCCAGGUGCAGGUGGUGGAGUGCCGGAACCAGCUGGACCGCUCCACCGUGGCCCACCACUACUGCAGCGCCCACAGCAAACUGCCCAAGAGGCAGCGCGCUUGCAACACGGAGCCCUGCCCACCUGACUGGGUGGUGGGGAACUGGACGCGGUGCAGCCGCAGCUGCGAUGCGGGCGUGCGCAGCCGCUCGGUGGUGUGUCAGCGCCGCGUGUCCGCCGUGGAGGAGAAGUCGCUGGAUGACAGCGCGUGCCCGCAGCCGCGCCCCCCGGUGCUAGAGGCGUGCCAGGGCCCCACGUGCCCGCCCGAGUGGGCAGCCCUGGACUGGUCUGAGUGCACCCCGAGUUGUGGCCCGGGCCUCCGGCACCGCGUGGUUCUCUGCAAGAGCGCGGACCACCGCGCCACGCUGCCGCCCGCGCAGUGCCCACCCACGGCCAAGCCCCCCGCCACCAUGCGCUGCAACCUCCGCCGCUGCCCCCCGGCCCGCUGGGUGGCCAGCGAGUGGGGCGAGUGCUCCGCGCAGUGCGGCCUGGGCCAGCAGCAGCGCGCCGUGCGCUGCACCGGCCACACCGGCCAGCCGUCCCGGGACUGCGCCGAGGCCCUGCGGCCGCCCACCACCCAGCAGUGCGAGGCCAAGUGCGACCCUGCGCCCCCCGGGGAUGGCCCCGAAGAGUGCAAGGAUGUGAACAAGGUCGCGUACUGCCCCCUGGUGCUCAAAUUCCAGUUCUGCAGCCGAGCCUACUUCCGCCAGAUGUGUUGUAAAACCUGCCAGGGCCGCUAGUGGGGCGCGCAGUACCUGGAGCCGUCGUGGAGCCGCAGGCUGAGGGGGAACCCCAACCAGAGAGGGUCCCAGAGGGCGGGAGCUGGGAGUGAAGGGUGACAUGGAGCUGGAACUUAUUUAUUGGGAACCCCUACAGGGCCUCUGGUUAGGGGAUGAAGAGGAGCUGGCUACCCCCUCCCCAGUCCCUCUAAAGUCCUUUGUCCAAUUCAUAACCAGAUCCCCCCCCUCUUCAGGGAUGGAUUUAAGGAAGGGGGUACCUAGUUGUCCCAGCACCAUUUGCACCCACCCUUAAGGAGUCCCCUCCCCUACCCUCUGAUCGAAAUAUGUACUGUGAAGAGUGGGAGUGGGAGAGGGGGCUACCAGCACCCUCCCCCCAGCACUAACUCCCUCCCACUCUGAGCUGGUGGGGAUCCAGGCUUGCUAAGGGGGACAGGACCUAGCACCACCUCCAUGACACCCUCUCCCAAAACCGACCAGGGGGAAGAUUCACCCCAACCUCUGCUCUCACUGAUCCAUGGGGGGACCCCAACAUCCAAGCCACCCCCAUCAUGCCGGUUACAAGGCCUCACCCUGGGGCUAACGCUCCUCGCAGGAAACCCUACAUCAAUAAAGUUCUGUCUUAAAUAGAUUUCUGUGAGUGUG
Molecule: messenger RNA, 4122 nt
Organism: Dipodomys spectabilis (banner-tailed kangaroo rat)
Lineage: Eukaryota; Metazoa; Chordata; Mammalia; Rodentia; Heteromyidae
Gene: Adamts10
Product: ADAM metallopeptidase with thrombospondin type 1 motif 10
Exons: 25
Coding region: 169-3480 (1103 amino acids)
Biological process (GO): proteolysis; extracellular matrix organization
Cellular component (GO): extracellular matrix
Molecular function (GO): metalloendopeptidase activity
Source: RefSeq, a predicted model, not a curated record